This is a messenger RNA of Brassicogethes aeneus, 486 nucleotides long. NCBI's taxonomy places the organism in Eukaryota, Metazoa, Arthropoda, Insecta, Coleoptera, Nitidulidae. The record is from the annotation of a GenBank genome assembly.
AUGCCACACGUCUCAAGUAGUGGCGGCGAUGAUCUCGGCAGCACCGAUGAGGUUAAGGUGUUCAAGGACGAGGGCGACGGUGAGGACGAGAAGAGGUCCUCCGAAAACCUCACCGAGGAGAAGAGCAGCCUUAUCGACCUCACCGAGUCUGAGGAAAAAUCCGGUGGCAACUACACAAAUUCCCAUAAACAUGCUCAACGACCAGAUCACAGUCCCGUAUUUGGCAAGGUUGAACCUUCCGCCCACACUUCAUCCUUCAACAUGGGAUACCUCGUCGGCCCCUAUGGAUACGCCAAUGGAGCGACUGGACCCAUACCCGUGUCAAUGUGUAAUUUGUGCCGGCGUGAAAGCUACCCCUUUAGUUCACGUGAAAGGAGGGGUAGCUUUAUAUCGCGAAAAAAUCAGCAAAAGGAAGAGGAAGUGUCGGUGGCGGGGGUGGCGACGGGCGGCCGGGAAAUUUUAAUCGGAAUAUUCAGCAGCACAUAA